Messenger RNA from Diuraphis noxia (Russian wheat aphid), 1005 nucleotides. Its product is annotated as tudor domain-containing protein 7-like. The record is from RefSeq and is a predicted model, not a curated record. NCBI's taxonomy places the organism in Eukaryota, Metazoa, Arthropoda, Insecta, Hemiptera, Aphididae.
AUGUGGUAUGUAGAUGAUUAUGACACUCUAUUUAAAUUAAUGAACAUGCCAAAUGAAUCAAAACAUUUUAUUAAAAUGUUCAGCAUUGAGGUUUCUGAUGUGUAUGCAGUUCAAAUACAAGAUGAAUGGUAUAGAUUUCAAGUCAUUAAAAUUGAAGAUGAUAGUGUUACUGGCAUUUUUAUUGAUUUGGGCAUGGAGUGGUGUACUACUAAAAGUAAUGUUAUGUUUUUGCCUCCUAAGUUUCUAAAAGUACCUUCACAAGCUGUGAAAUGUGCGUUAACAUCUCUAUUUUUUGCACCUUAUUUUAAAGUUGCUAAUGAGCUAUUUCAUAAAAUGCUUUUUGGAAAAGAAUUUACUUUAGUACCAGAUGAUAUUGAAUGUGAUGUUCCAUUAGUCACAUUGUAUGAUGGAAAGACUAAUAUGAAUAAUGUGAUUAGAAAAGCCAUUACCGAAAAUACAAAUUUUGAUAAAAUUCAUGAAAAAAGUGAAAAAGCUAGUCUUGCUUAUAUUGCUGAUGGUUAUGUUUAUCUACAUCCACCAAAUGAGACAUUGACAAUUAUGGAAUCUAUACUAGAUUCUAUUUCAGUAUCUCAACCUCUUGACAAUCUGUAUUCCAAAAACAGCAUUUCGCCUCAUAAGUUAUAUCUUGUUAAAUGCCCAGAUCUUCAUUUGUGGAGCAGAGCAAUAAUCCAUGAUUUUAUAUUUACUGACCAAAAGUUCAAAGUAUUCUUCAUUGACUAUGGUAACUAUGGUUUCAUUGAUCAAGAUAAAUUUAUCGAUUUGCAGUCAUUUGAUUUAUUGUUGUCUUCAAUUGGCCCUCAGGCUUUAAAAGUGUCUUUUCAUCUAUUUCCACCGGAGAAUCUUGUAGAUCAAUCUCGAUCCAGAGCACUGUUUGAAAUGAUCAAUGAAAAAUCUUUGGAUAUAUUUGUAGUUUCAACUAAUAGUGAUGGUAUUCAAGUAGUUGAAAUAUUUGAUGCUAAUGAUCAAAAUCCAAAUCGACUGUCU